UGCCGUUUAUACCUCUCCCUCAUCACAAUUAUUCCCUCUCUUGUCUUCAUAUUUUUUGUAGGUGAUAAUUCAUUACAACAUCGCGAUUCAGCGCCGGUAAGGUAAAAGUGGGGGGGACUCACUCUCACUGCACUCGACCGUUUCUCUCUCUCUCUCUCUCUCUCUCGCCAAUUCGUUCGUAAGAUUACUCGCGGGAGCGUACCUUUCGUAUUUGUCAAACUCGCGAGUGGCAAAGCCGAGAGUACACAGCCGAGUGUUGUGUAUGACGGUAGUGAACUUUACGAACAUUUUCUGUCGUCAGAUUUAACGGGAAAAUUCACAACCAUGGACAACAACGUGAAAAACUACGUUAAUUUUCAAGCGGAAGUUACCUGUGACCUGGACUAUGUACCUUCCGCUAUUCAGCUCGUAGAAAGUUUGAAUACAUUCGGAAUCGGAUUGCUAAGUGUUGGAUCAAUAUUUUCAAUCCUCACAAUAUACUUUGCAGUAGAUGCCUGUCACAAUAUUAUUUCCCAAAAAGAUUCGAAAUUCUACAAAACAAACGCAAUCAUGAUUUUGUCGGUGUAUCCAAUCGCGAGUGUUUGCAGUCUUACAGCUAUUGCAAUACCAAGAGGCCAGCUACUAUCGGAGGCGGUAACUCAAAUUUUUCUAACAAUCUCUCUUUAUCGGCUGUAUCUGCUCUUGCUGGACGUCGGUCGCCGAAAGAUCAGCGAGACGCCGGCACUGAUGCUACGAGUCGGGCCUUGUUGCUGCUGGCCCUGUCUGCCCUUUCCGAACCUCCAAAUGACCGACACCAAUUUGUCUUGGCUAGGAAUCCUGGCCUUACAGUUUCCUAUCGUCCAGAGUUUUCUCUACCUCAUAUUCCUCUUUAUGGCGGCUGAGGAGCCGAUACUUGCUACACAAUACAGCGUAUACCUUCAGCCGAUCAUGGUAAUUAGCAUACUUUUGGGAAUCUACAGUCUAACUGUUGCCACAAAGACUCUACAUGCAGUAGCUCCAGAGGCUAAAUUGCAUUAUAAGACCUUGGUGUCACAAUUAGUGCUACUAUUCUCCAAACUACAGUUGGGUAUCAUCAAAGGUCUACCUGCCACAGGCUUGUUUCCGUGCAAUCCUCCCCUCAACCCAGCAAUUUAUGCUAAUGUGACGUACAACGCGUUAAUGCUAGUGGAGAUGCUGCUACUUUGCUACGCCGCGAGACACGUGUAUUACGUCGACCUAGAGAAAAAUCAAGAAACGGAUACGACAGAUCGAGUGGCGCGGAUAUCGGGUCAGGCAGUAGACCCGCCGAACAACGACAGCAAUAAGCAGUUUUCAGCUACAGUGUGAAAUUUCGAAUUGACGACUCAUUGGAGUAUUAUCAAUUAUUUUGUGAAGAAACUAUCAUCACACAGUGACGAAUUCGUAUUUCCUGAAUCGUGUGAGGGACGCCUGACAUCUUAAACGGGAAAUACAUUGAUCGAUGUGAGUGAAAUAAGAUUGCGUGGAGGAUAUAUAUUGGUGUCGAGAUACUUCAUCCUUCGGUUUUUUUAAAUCUCUUCUAUAUCACAGAUAUUUCUCUAGAAAUAUUAUAUAAAUUAUGACUUAUGCAAUAUGCUUGAAAGUGCGACAUAUAUCUUUCGAUUCCAAAGAGAUUCCAAAAAUAUUAAUUUAUGCUAUAAGGUGCUAAACAGAACAAGAUUUGUAACGAUAAAAGAGAAAGAAAACGUCGCAGCUCAACUUAAAGUUACAAGUUUUAUUACUUAAAACGAUAUUAAAAAAAAUGAUUUAAGACUGACUUCGAAAAUUUCGAUUUUUUAGUAGGCGUUCUCGUAACUUUGUGACGUGUUAUCAAUUUCUAUCUUUUGCCUUUCACUGUCUAUUUUUCAUGUUUUUAAUUAUUAUUGCACAUUGACAAUGAUUCUUGUAAUCAUUCAUUAUGCACUUUUUAUGUUUUUACUAUUCUUUAUUUUUCAAUGUUUAUUUUUUUAAUCAUUAUUGUACGCGCUUUAAUUUAAUUUUUAGAACACAUGUUUAGCAAAGCAUUAUGUAAAAAUAUUACAAAAUGUUAAUGUAGCAGGACAUAUAGAAUCUAAAUUCUAUUUUUAAAUGUAGUUCCUUAUGAAUAAUGUUUGUUAGAAAAUGUGACAAUGUAUACUAAACGUACGAGUAAACGUAUGUAACUCGUAUGCAUGUAAUUGAGGAUCUUUUAUCUUAAGACUUUUUAUUAGUAUAAGAUUAAAAUAAAAUUUUUUAA
Molecule: messenger RNA, 2233 nt
Organism: Linepithema humile (Argentine ant)
Lineage: Eukaryota; Metazoa; Arthropoda; Insecta; Hymenoptera; Formicidae
Product: organic solute transporter subunit alpha
Biological process (GO): transport
Cellular component (GO): membrane
Molecular function (GO): transporter activity
Source: RefSeq, a predicted model, not a curated record